CACAAAAAGAAACAAUCCAUUUAAGAAAAAGAUAAAAGAAGAGAAGAAGCAGACCCUUUACCAGCAAAUUAAAACUCUCUUAUUAACAAGUUAUCAUGAAGGCAGAACAGAUUCUUGAAAUGGAACAGUGCUACAACCCCAACAACAAUGAGAACAAUGGGAGAAAUUCCCAUUAUACCCCUCAAUGGGAAUUCCCAUGCCCCCAAGCACCAGAUCUUCUUGGCAUCUCCCAUUUGAUCCCAACCCCUUCUGUUCCCUUUUCUAACGCCUACCUGGAAACGUCCGGUUUCUUCCCCUACUCAUUAGGGGGUCUCCUUGGAGAUGCCAUAUCCCAAGAUUCAAGUGCCACAGACUCUUUCCACUCUGUGCCUCAGAGGGGCUAUGGCUAUGUGAGGCCCUCAAGUAUCAGCUCUCUCUUUGAUGAGAAAGAUGAGGAGCUUAUAAACGAUGGUGCUUUUCACCAGAGUGUGGGUGGGAGUGAUUAUGGGAGCAAUGUGGGCUUUGAGUUAAAUAAUGCUUUCAUGGAAGGUUUUGACAAAAGUAGAGGUGAUAAGGAUGAUGCACAUUUUGCCUUGGACAAGCAAAGGAGAGUCCAACUCAAAGACAAGUUUCAAGCUUUGAGGAAGUUGAUUCCAAAUCCCACAAAGAAUGAUAGAGCAUCAAUAGUGGGGGAUGCCAUUGACUACAUAAAUGAGCUUAGGAGGGAAGUGACAAAACUUGAGGGUCUCAUAGAGAAGAAGAAGAAGAGACAGAACAAUGGAAAUUCAAUGAAGGAAAGGUUCUGGUUCAAGAAAACAUCUAAUGGCACAGAGGUGGACGUACGUGUGAUGGACGACGAAGACAAAGAAGUCACUGUUAAGAUUGUGCAGCGGAAGGGGAGCGAAAACAGCAGCUGUAUAAAUUGCCUUCUCCCAGUCUCAAGAGUUCUUGAUGAGCUGCAGCUUGGCCUUUGCCAUGUAGGAGGAGGGCUCAUUGGUGAUUGCCAUACAUUCCUCCUCAAUUACAAGGUCAUUGAAGGUACUACUACUACUACUUUGUGUGCCAGUGCCAUAGCCAACCUGGUCAUUGAGGCUAUGGAAAAAACAGUCACAUAAUUCUUCGCUUUAUGUAACACGCAU
Messenger RNA from Cuscuta campestris, 1118 nucleotides. NCBI's taxonomy places the organism in Eukaryota, Viridiplantae, Streptophyta, Magnoliopsida, Solanales, Convolvulaceae. The record is from the annotation of a GenBank genome assembly.